Molecule: messenger RNA, 920 nt
Organism: Hypoxylon fragiforme
Lineage: Eukaryota; Fungi; Ascomycota; Sordariomycetes; Xylariales; Hypoxylaceae
Exons: 3
Coding region: 515-700 (61 amino acids)
Source: RefSeq, a predicted model, not a curated record
CAGAAUAAUUGCGAAUUCUCAAGAUCUAAUCUAAUCUUGCACCCAGCGGUCAAUCCUUAACUAAUAUGGGCACAUUGGAUCGCUUGGGUACCCGUUCCAUUUGUUUCGAGCCCACCCCCAAUCGCGGCCCCUGAGAAUGGGCAACAAAGCUUCAACAAUCGACUGAUGAUGAGCCGAGCGACGACAACUUCAAGUUAGAGAGCCAAGGGAGACGGUACUUUGCCAAUACCACCUCGGUACUUUUUUGCCUAGCUCAUUUUUUCUUCCUCUUCUUUUUAUUUUAAUACAUAUAUGAGCCGCCCGCCAGGUCGCGACGAGCUUGGCAUUUCGUAGUAACUAAUUAAUACUAUCAAGCUGAGCUUCACUUUCAAUUCUAUUCGCAUUUUCAUACCUUGCAAUUAAGCUACGUCCUUAUAGCGCAGUACUUGUACAUUCACAGUACCUCAACUACAACAAUAACCUACCUACCUAAUAUCCAGCCGGUCUGCCAUCACCACCACCAACCUCAAAAGUCAUGCCUGCCAUAGAUACCCAACUAAUCGCCCGCGAAUUCCCGCUGCUCGUCGCGCGCGGCAUGAGCCACAUGAGCGUCAUAGCAAAACGGGAAGUCGAUCACAAAGCGGUAGAGACAUUCUUAGUGGCAUUCACCUGCAUCUUCGGCAUCGGCGGCUGGAUAUUCUGGAUGGUUCGACAAAAGUAGAUGAUGGGCGAGGAUAAAAGGAAAGAAAGGCGUUUUAUUUUGCAGGGGGGGCAGGGCCCCCUUUUAUACGAAAUCCACGAAAUUCUCCAGUGUUAAAGACUUUCGGAGUUAAGAGACGGUUAUCUCAGACUUUCAACUCUUUCUGAUAGAUACCUACCUACUACUGAAGAUACAUAGUAUAUACCUAACUGUGUAUACAUCAAAUAAUCAAUAAUUGAAC